Messenger RNA from Trichechus manatus latirostris (Florida manatee), 2249 nucleotides. It is a transcript of the gene ACTL7B, whose product is annotated as actin like 7B. The record is from RefSeq and is a predicted model, not a curated record. Bases 905 to 2152 code for a protein of 415 amino acids. Gene Ontology annotation, cellular component: cytoplasm; nucleus. The transcript is spliced from 2 exons. NCBI's taxonomy places the organism in Eukaryota, Metazoa, Chordata, Mammalia, Sirenia, Trichechidae.
AGUUUUGGGUGUAGUGUGCCAACAAUUUCUGUAUUCUUCCAUCACUGAUACCACUAACCACAUGAUGACCUAGGGAGGAGGGAAGAGACAUGAAAGCUAAGGGAAUGAGAGUUUCAAUUAGGAACUCCCAGUAGAGAGAGGAUUCUUUGCUGAACAGACACUUUGAAUUUCUUUGCUCCUUCCUAAAGCUCAGCCCCCAAUGUGAUAAGCCAAGUACCAAGCCUGUGCCCAUUUUCCUUGAGGUGGAAGGGAAAGGAACUCUUCUUCAGAGGGUGGAGAGACUCUAUUGAGGACUCAAAUCUAGAUCUAGCUGCUUUCUUUUCCUCAUUUCUAGACUUAUCUCUAGACAGCCUAGUGGUCUAUUGGCAUCUCUAAGUCAGCACACCCCAAAUAGAACUCAUUAUCUUUCCCUGCAUACCUGCUCUUCUCCCUGCAGUCCUUAUUUCUAUGAGGGGCACCACCAUCCACCAAGUUGCUCAAGUUAGAAACCUGGAGACUAAGGAUAGGGACCAAGUUGCUGAGGGGGCAUAGUACCACUGUAAUCAGAUUCAGCUAACGUUUUGAGAGGUUUAAAGAUCAUACAGAUAAAAAUAAUGAAGCUAUAGAUUUGAACCCAGUCCUCCUGAGUUAAAUUCUUUGCCUGCUCUUCUCUUCUGUGCUGUCUUUCCUUAAGGAGUGGAAGAAGAGUAGGCUCACAGGAACACAGUCCUUAAAUAGCAGAAGAGCUAUCACAUGGAAGAACCAGCUUACCCUGCACAGACUCAGAAGUAAACCCAAAACCAAUUAGUGCCUUCUUCAGAGAAGUACAGAUAACAAUCCAAUGUGAGGAAAAGUUUAUUACUCAAAGCUGGCCAAAUGUGGGAGCUCUGGGAUGUGGAUGUGAGAAGGUGAGCAAGGAAGGCAGAUGGCGACAAGGAACAGCCCUAGCCCCAUGGGCGCUGCUCAGGGUGACCCUGGAGAGGCAGGAGCACUGCCAGGCUCUGAUACUGGCAUCCGAGACACAGGUUCAGCCGCCCAGCUGAAGGUGAAGCCCAAGAAGGUGCGUAAGAUCAAGGCGCUCAUCAUCGACCUGGGCUCCCAGUACUGUAAGUGUGGCUACGGGGGGGAGCCGAGGCCCACCUACUUCAUCUCCUCCACUGUGGGCAAGCGCUGCCCCGAGGCAGCCCACGCCGGUGACACCCGCAAGGAGACCUUCGUGGGCCACGAGCUGCUCAACACAGAAGUGCCUCUCAAGCUGGUUAACCCGCUAAAGCACGGCAUCGUGGUGGACUGGGACUGCGUCCAGAACAUCUGGGAGUACAUCUUCCACACGGCCAUGAAGAUCCUCCCUGAGGAGCACGCCGUGCUCGUCUCCGACCCUCCGCUCAGCCCCAGCAGCAACCGGGAGAAGUAUGCGGAGCUCCUGUUCGAGACCUUCAGCAUCCCCGCCAUGCACGUGACGUCCCAGUCGCUGCUGUCCAUCUACUCCUACGGCAAGACCUCGGGGCUGGUGGUGGAGAGCGGGCAUGGUGUCUCACACGUGGUGCCCAUCUCGGAGGGCGAUGUGCUGCCGGGUCUGACGAUGCGUGCCGACUACGCAGGGAGCGACCUCACCAACUACCUGAUGCAGCUGCUGAACGAGGCGGGCCACAAGUUCACGGACGACCACCUGCACAUCAUCGAGCACAUCAAGAAGAAGUGCUGCUACGCGGCCCUCAUGCCGGAUGAGGAGCUUAGACUGCCCCUGGAGGAGCUGCACGUGGAGUAUGAACUCCCCGACGGCCAGCUCAUCACCAUCGGCCAGGAGCGCUUCCGGUGCUCUGAGAUGCUCUUCAAGCCCUCCCUGGUGGGCUGCAGCCAGCCCGGCCUCCCUGCGCUCACCGCUGCCUGCCUGGGCCACUGCCAGGAGGCAGGCUUCAAGGAGGAGAUGGCCGCCAACGUGCUGCUGUGUGGGGGCUGCACCAUGCUAGAUGGCUUCCCCGAGCGCUUCCAGAGGGAGCUGAGCCUCCUCUGCCCUGGUGAUAGCCCCGCUGUGGCUGCCGCUCCUGAGAGGAAGACCUCAGUGUGGACCGGCGGCUCCAUUCUGGCCUCACUGCAGGCCUUCCAGCAGCUCUGGGUCAGCAAGGAAGAGUUCCAGGAGCGGGGCUGCGCCGCCGUCUACAAUAAGUGCUGAGCAGUGGCUCCCUGACCAGGAAAGCCUCGUGGACAGGCAGCCGCAGUCCACUGCAUACAAAUUUACAAAAUUUCACAUAAAACUUUAAUUUGCAUUG